AUGGUGUUUUUUGGCUACAUGGUCUUCAGCAUAGCGCUCGGGCUCCUGGCCGACAGGUAUGGACGCUGGAAGAUUCUGCUGCUCUCCUUCCUCUGGGGAGCCUACUUCUCCCUGCUGACCUCGUUUGCCCCAUCCUACAUCUGGUUCGUCUUCCUGAGGACCAUGGUGGGAGGCGGCGUGUCAGGCCACGCGCAGGGGCUUAUCAUAAAAACAGAAUUUUUACCUACCAAGUACCGAGGAUACAUGCUGCCCUUAUCCCAGGUGUUCUGGUUGGCAGGAUCCUUGUUAAUCAUUGGCCUGGCAUCAGUGGUGAACCCAACCAUCGGCUGGCGGUGGUUGAUCAGAAUCGCCUCCAUCCCCGGCAUCAUUCUCAUCCUGGUGUUCAAGUUCAUCCCUGAGUCAGCACGGUACAACGUGUCCACGGGGAACACAGCGGCUGCCCUGGCCACGCUGAGGAGGAUAGCCAAGAUAAACCGGGCGACGAUGCCCGAGGGGGUGCUGCAGGAGCCCCCCAAGGAAAGAAGAGGAAGGUUCAAGGACCUCAUCCAUCCCAAAUACCUAAGAACCACUCUGCAGAUAUGGAUCAUAUGGCUUGGCAUAGCUUUCGCUUAUUACGGAGUCAUCUUGGCCAGCGCCGAGCUGCUGGAGCGGGACCUGAGCUGCGGCUCCACAGCACCGCUGGGGGAGGAGGACCCCGGCCCUGCCUCGGAGGAGAGCCGCAGCCCCUGCCACUGCCGCCCGUUUGGCCCUUCUGCGUAUCAGACCAUGAUCAUCAGCACCGCCGGGGAGAUCGCACUAAAUCCUGUGAACAUCCUCGGCAUCAACUUCCUCGGAAGACGCCUGAGCCUGUGUAUCACCAUGGGAUGUACGGCGCUCUUCUUUCUUCUCCUUAAUAUCUGCACCUCCAGCGCAGGCAUGACUGGGUUUCUCUUCAUGCUUCGUGCCUUGGUUUCAGCAAACUUCAACACCAUCUACAUUUACACAGCAGAGGUUUAUCCCACUACAAUGCGAGCCUUGGGGAUGGGAACAAGUGGGUCAUUGUGCCGUGUUGGAGCUAUGGUGGCACCGUUUAUCUCACAAGUUCUUAUGAGUGCUUCUUUCCUUGGGGCCCUGUGUCUUUUCUCAUCCGUGUGUGUUGUGUGUGCAAUCUCUGCGUUCACGCUGCCCAUUGAGACCAAGGGCAGGGCACUGCAGGUUUGUAUUGCCACUCCAGGAGCUCCUGCAUAGCUAAAGGCUAUUUAGAAACUAGUAGGUUUUGAUUUGGCCAGAAAGCACCCCAAACUCUUCUGAGGGUUCAUAAGGCAAAAUAAGGACUGACAGAUAAACAGAGGAAGGUGCUGUCAUAGCAACUUAAAGCACUGUUACCCCAGUUGCCUCAGCUCAUUUCUCAUGUAAGAACAAACAAGAACGCCAGUCCUAACCCCAGCUCCCUCAUGGCAGCAUGUUAACCUAAAUUAGCGUAAGCACUUCUUUGUCCCAACUUGAAAUUGCUGUGCAUAUUCUGCUCUGCCUCUCUUGUAUGCAGAGAUAAUAGCAGAUACAAGUAACACCUGAAACUACUAAAUCCACUUCUAUAUCAAAUUCAAGUCAAAUGCCCCAGCUGCAUCAGCCCUUUAACCUAAACCCUUGUGACUAGUGUUUCCUAUAAAGCUUCAGAGGCAGUCAGACAAAACACUAAGCACAAAGAUUGAGAAGGAAUGUCAGUUUGAACUCUGAUAGCCUCCUAUGCCCAAGUAGCACUGAUUUAAUUACUAGAGGUGGUGAGCAAUUCUGUGGUUACAGGCAAUUCAGCUGUACCAGCAUGGAAAUUUUCAUACCAUGCAAGAGGCAGGUCUGCAUCACUCUGCAUAUCCCUCUGCAGUCUUACCCUAUAAGCCAGAAGACCAUGGGCUAGGUAAUCCACGUUCUUUAGCAACCUAGGGUCAGACAGAUGUUUGGCCAAACUGCUUUAUGUGGAAUUCAGGACCAGACUUAAUAUAUAUAUACAUAUACAAACACAUACAUGCAUUAUAUGCAUACAGACAUGCACACUGAAUUUCAUUGGGUAACAUCUAAGGUUUCCCAUGGGUAUGUGGGACAGUUAACCUUAGAGAUUUUGGGAAAGAAACAUAUUAAUCAUUGCUUGCCUCUUAAAAUGCAUGUCUUUUAGAAAUAUGGACUCAUGUUUUUAUGCCAUUUUAAAAUAUCUACAUGAUAUUUUGUAAAUGACUAGAAAAAAAUAUAAAAGCUUAAGAAGCUUUAAGUGAAAUUUAAUAGGAAGAAAUUUGAGUAGACAAAGCAACUCAUUUUUCCCAUGUGGGUGAAAUUCAACCCCAUGCACAGAUGCCAGGGACCCACAAUCCCUCAACUGGUUGGCUUUACAAAAAUUAUUAAGCAAACACUUCUUCAAAACUGCUUUAAACGCAAAAGGAAACCUCUGAUUCAGAUACAGAUAGAUUAAUGUUGGCUAGU
Messenger RNA from Anas platyrhynchos (mallard), 2451 nucleotides. Its product is annotated as putative transporter SVOPL. Lineage: Eukaryota; Metazoa; Chordata; Aves; Anseriformes; Anatidae. The record is from RefSeq and is a predicted model, not a curated record. Gene Ontology annotation, molecular function: transmembrane transporter activity. Gene Ontology annotation, biological process: transmembrane transport. Gene Ontology annotation, cellular component: membrane.